This is a messenger RNA of Colletotrichum graminicola M1.001, 819 nucleotides long. RefSeq lists its product as uncharacterized. Gene Ontology annotation, cellular component: membrane. The record is from RefSeq and is a predicted model, not a curated record. Bases 1 to 819 code for a protein of 272 amino acids. The transcript has a single exon. Lineage: Eukaryota; Fungi; Ascomycota; Sordariomycetes; Glomerellales; Glomerellaceae.
AUGGCGGACUCUAGCCCCCCGAGAAAGAAUUUCGACCUGAUCAAGCGCGGCGUCAAGAAACCCAACGUGCCGGGCACCCUCACCUUCAUCGGUCUCCGCGGCCUCGACCCGUUUCUGCAAUACCAGCUCAUCGCCGGCGGCCUGGGCGCCUCCAUCCUCGGCCGGAUUGGCGUGCGCUCCAUCCCCUUGGACGUCGCCGCGCUCUCCACGACGGCCAUCUCCAUCCUCGACAACCUCAGCCUCCCACUGCCGCACCUCAUCCUCCUCGGCAUGUCCGUCGGCUCCUUCGCUAAGCAUGCCUACUGGCUCGUCUUCCUCUCGGCCGAGGAGUUCCCCGUCUCCAACGCCAUCCCCGUGAGCUUUUACAACACCCUCGUCAACAGCGCCAACUCGCUCCUCCUCAUCGCCGCCUCCACUUCCGUCCUCAACUCGCCCCGUUACUUCCCGGGCACUGCCCUGCCCUACCAGGUCGUCCUCGGCAGCGCCCUCUACGCCGUUGGCAUGUUCCUCGAAACCGCCUCCGAAUGGCAGCGUAAGCAGUUCAAGGACAGGCCCGAAAACAAGGGCAAGGUCAUCAAGAGCGGCCUCUGGAGCUGGGCGCGCCACAUCAACUACGGCGGCUACGCCAUGUGGAGGGCUGGGUACUGCAUGGCCGCGUCGGGUUUCAUCGGCGGCACCAUUAUGGGCGUUUGGCAGGCAGUCGAUUUCCUCACGCGCGGUGUGCCGGCGUUGAAUGAAUACUGCUCGAAGCGGUACGGCGAGCAGUGGACGCAAUUCAAGAAGGAGGUGCCAUGGGUGUUGAUCCCGGGCAUCUACUGA